Phytophthora nicotianae INRA-310 is the source of this 486-nucleotide messenger RNA. RefSeq lists its product as hypothetical. The record is from RefSeq and is a predicted model, not a curated record. The transcript has a single exon. Lineage: Eukaryota; Oomycota; Peronosporomycetes; Peronosporales; Peronosporaceae. The coding region runs from base 1 to 486 and encodes 161 amino acids.
AUGAAGCAAACUGCGCUAGCCAUUGCUGUCCACGGACCGCUUCAUUGCUUGGGGUGGAUUCUAUUUGCCAUUCUACUGCUGAACGCUGUGAAGAAGGCCGAUGCUUCUUCGUACGUUAAUCCGUCGCCCGAGGGCGAGUCGUGGGCCCCAUGUGGGUUUGCAGCCGAGCAACUCGCUGCAGAAGGCAACGGAUCCACGUACGGGUCUUGCUUAGCAUGUGAUCCGACCAACUUUGAGUGCCCGCCCAAGUGCCAGCCGCUCAUCGACGCAAUGUACAAGCAGUGCGACGGUGUUUACGCGCCACAAGAUCAGUACUUCGAUCCCGCGCGCACACUCAACGGCUACUGGAACGACAAUUUUGGCGUUCUACGAGAGCAAGCAGCUCGAUGCGGAUGCAGCGACGCAGCAAGAACAUGGUUGCAGCAGUGGUUCUUAGCGCAGUUGGCAUUCGCAGCAGUGAUGAUGUCACAAGCGUUGACAUGCUGA